Messenger RNA from Exophiala mesophila, 603 nucleotides. RefSeq lists its product as uncharacterized. The coding region runs from base 1 to 603 and encodes 200 amino acids. The transcript has a single exon. Lineage: Eukaryota; Fungi; Ascomycota; Eurotiomycetes; Chaetothyriales; Herpotrichiellaceae. The record is from RefSeq and is a predicted model, not a curated record.
AUGUCAGGGCCACGUUUUGGCAUCGGACUUGCACUUGGUCUUUUGUGGACGUUCAUCAUCGGAGUGGAUCCGGCAUGUGCUCAUAUCGCUGUAUCUCCCUUUGAUAGGUGGGCUAUGAAGACGCCACGGAUGGUGAAUGGAAUUGUUCUCGAAACCCCUGUUGCGCUUGCGACGGCGACGACAGAUACAGCGACAUCGGCAUCGACAUUAGACACUAAGCCUGACCCUGACCCUGACGCCAGUAUUCCAGUCAUGACUUUCACUUUGGUUCGGGCAUCGAGUCCUGCGUCCAUCCCAGGAGAAGAUGGAGGAAAUUCCACGGUGUCGAAGUUGACGUCCGCGCCAGUCCAGACAGAUAUGUCGACAUCGAAUGAAUUGACUUCAAUAUCAACUGAGAACAUCUCGACUGUGCCUACUAUGACCACCUCGGUGGCGACCAGUUCUUUGAAUGGGUCGAGCUUUAAUGACACAGGAAACUAUGCCAAGUGGACAAUCAGUCCAGCCCUGGCUACCUCUCAAGCAUCCUUCAUAGAUGUGUCCAGGGAAAUGCCAGUCGCUAUGGCGAUAGGGUCGUUAUUGCUGGUAUGGGCUUUCUUUGCAUAA